UCACAUGCAUGCAUCAUGCCACAACCAAGCAGCAUGUCACUUGCUUCCAUUGCCACCCUUCUCCACCUCGCGUUCACGGCAGGACUUGCGGCGGACACCGUCUCGGCGCGGCGGCCGCUGCGGGGCAACGACACGGUGGUCUCGCCGCAGGGCAAGUUCGAGCUCGGCUUCUUCAGCCCCGGCGGCUCCGGACGGUUCUACCUCGGCAUCUGGUACAAGAACGUGCCCGAGCAGACCGUCAUCUGGGUCGCCAACCGUGUCAAUCCCCUGUCCACUGUUGCCGCCUCCUCCACCGAGCUCCGUGUCUCUUCCUCCUCCGGCAACCUCGAGCUCGUCGGGCUCACCCCAUCCGGAUCCUCUGGCUCUGCCACGCCAGCCGUCGUGUGGUCGUCGAACCUGUCGUCGUCGUCGUCGUCGUCGUCGUCCAACGUUGCCGUGAUGCGCGACAACGGCAACCUGGUCCUCCUCGACGGCGGCGACAGCAACUCCACCGUGCUGUGGCAGAGCUUCGACCACCCGACGGACACGCUGGUACCCGAGGCGUGGCUGGGCGAGGACAAGGUCACCGGCGAGUACCAGACGCUGACGUCGUGGCGCAACGCCGAGGACCCAUCGCCGGGGAUGUUCACCAACACGGUGGACCCUUACAACGGCAGCAGCAGCGAGUUCUUCUACCUCUGGAACGGCUCCCACGCCUACUGGCGCAGCGGCGUCUGGACGGGCCGCGUCUUCGCCAACGUGCCGGAGGCCGUCAACAACGUGCUCUUCAACGAGACCUACGCCGACACGCCGGCGUACCGCCGCGUCACCAGCGUGCUCUACGACAACGCCACCGUCACGCGCUUGGUCAUGGACCUCACCGGCCAGACCAAGCAGUUCAUCUGGGUCCCCGCCACCCAGAGCUGGCAGUUCUUCUGGGCGGCACCCACCGUCCAGUGCGACGUCUACGCGCUCUGCGGCGACUUCGGCGUCUGCAACCAGAGGACCCAGCCGCCGUGCCAGUGCCCGCCUGGGUUCGCGCCGGCGGCGGACCGGGACUGGGGGCUCAGCGACUGGACCGCCGGCUGCCGUCGGACCCUGCCGCUCCAGUGCGGGGGCAACGGAUCGACGGACGGCUUCCUGGAGCUGCCGGACAUGAAGCUCCCUGACGAUGACGACACGGCGCUGUCCAUGGCGGCCGCCCAGAGCAAAACAGACUGCGAGUUGGCUUGUCUAAACAACUGCUCCUGCCAGGCCUACACCUUCUCUGCCGGCGGCGGCGGCGGCUGCGCCGUCUGGCACCACGGAUUCCGCAACCUUCAGCAACUGUUUCCAGGCGAUGCCGGGGGCGGGGGUUCAUCGUCGUCGGCGUCGUCGAGCCUGUACCUCCGGCUGUCGGAAUCUGAACUGCGGCAUCUGCGCGGCGCCAAGGGGAGGAGCAAGAACAGGCGGUGGCUCGCCAUUGGCAUCGUUUUGGCUUGCGUUGCCGCACUGGGCGUAUCGGCAGUAGCAGCGUGGAUCCUCGUGUCCAGGAGACGACGACGAGCUGAAAUGGCGAAGCAGCAGAAGGGCUCCUCGUCCCUUGUAGUGUACAGCUACGGCGACCUCCGGUCGGCGACGAGCAACUUCUCGGAGCGGCUGGGCGGCGGAAGCUUCGGCUCGGUGUACCGCGGCGUGCUGAACGGAGACGGACACACCCAAGUGGAAGUGGCCGUCAAGAAGAUGGAAGGUCUCCGGCAGGGCGACAAGCAGUUCAGGGCGGAGGUGAACACGCUAGGCCUCAUCCAGCACGUCAACCUCGUCCGGCUCCUCGGCUUCUGCUGCUCCGGCGACGACGACGACGACGGCGACAAGCUGCUGGUGUACGAGUACAUGCCCAACGGCUCCCUGGAGUCGUACCUCGCCGGUUCGUCGUGCCCUAGCUGGCGCCACCGCUACGGCGUCAUGGUCGGCACCGCCAGGGGACUCGCCUACCUCCACGACGGCUGCCGGGAACGCAUCAUUCACUGUGACAUCAAGCCGGAGAACAUACUUCUGGACGGGGAUUUCACGCCCAAGAUCGCAGAUUUUGGGAUGGCGAAGCUGGUCGGGAGAGACUUCAGCCGGGCGCUCACCACGAUGCGUGGCACCGUCGGGUACCUCGCGCCGGAGUGGAUCUCCGGGAUGCCGAUCAGCGCCAAGGCCGACGUGUACAGCUUCGGGAUGGUGCUGUUCGAGCUCAUCUCCGGGCGGCGCAACACCGCCACCGGCGAGGGCCGGCGGCGGCGGCGGCACGGCGCCUCAUCGGACGCCGACGACGACGACGAAGACAGGGAGGCUACGACGACGUUCUUCCCGGUGUGGGCGGCGGUGAGAGUGGCGGAGGGGGACACGGCCGCCGUGGCGGACGCGCGGCUGCGCGGCGACGUGAGCGAGGACGAGCUGGAGCGCGCGUGCCGGGUGGCGUGCUGGUGCAUCCAGGACGAGGAGGCGCACCGGCCGACCAUGGCGCAGGUCGUGCAGGCGCUGGAGGGCGUCGUCGACGUCGACAUGCCGCCGGUGCCCCGGGCGCUGCAGCACCUCGCCACGACCACGCUGACAUAAUCAAUCGUGGCGUGUCGUGUGUGCGCGCUCACUGGUGGUACGGUGGUGGAAUGUGAAUGUGUAACUCAUCUUUUUUUUUGAAAAAAUAUGUGUAACUCAUCUCCAUCGGCAGGCGUAGUGAUGUGAUGAUAACCUUGUGUAAUUAUGGAACCUCUUUCAUGU
Sorghum bicolor (sorghum) is the source of this 2724-nucleotide messenger RNA. RefSeq names its product G-type lectin S-receptor-like serine/threonine-protein kinase At2g19130. The coding region runs from base 16 to 2562 and encodes 848 amino acids. Lineage: Eukaryota; Viridiplantae; Streptophyta; Magnoliopsida; Poales; Poaceae. Gene Ontology annotation, biological process: recognition of pollen; protein phosphorylation. The record is from RefSeq and is a predicted model, not a curated record. Gene Ontology annotation, molecular function: ATP binding; protein serine/threonine kinase activity. The transcript has a single exon.